Messenger RNA from Enterobius vermicularis (human pinworm), 324 nucleotides. The record is from the annotation of a GenBank genome assembly. NCBI's taxonomy places the organism in Eukaryota, Metazoa, Nematoda, Chromadorea, Rhabditida, Oxyuridae.
AUGUAUUUGGAUGCAUGUUGUCUGUGUAUGUAUGCAUGUAUGUAUGUGCGUGUAUGUCUGUCCGGGUUUGUCCGUAUGUGUAUGUUCGUUUGUAUGAUGCUGUUGUUGCUGCUUCUACGUUCAACCUCGCUGCCGCCGCACCAUCGCCGUCGCGUCGACCAACAAACUCGUGGUGAUUGUGGUGAUGAUGGUGGUAUGAUGGUGGUUGGUUGGUGGGAUAGUAGGAUGGGUGGACGGAUAGUUUUAGAUGGAUGGAUGGAUGGUUGGAUGGAUGGAUGGACAGAUGGUUGGUCGGUUAUUAGUUGGAUAGUUAGUUGGAUUUAA